AAAUGGCACUGCGCAUGAGCGGAAGUUGGUGCAGGACGGAGAGGGAUUGCGGAAGAGGGAAUCUGGAAAUCACAAACAUGAACAAGCUGAAAUCCUCUCAGAAGGAUAAAGUUCGCCAGUUCAUGAUCUUUACCCAGUCAAAUGAGAAAACAGCAUUGAAUUGUUUGUCUCAAAAUGAUUGGAAACUAGAGGUGGCUACAGACAACUUUUUCCAAAACCCCGACCUCUAUGUACAGGCGCUAAAGGCAACAUUAGACCGGAAAAGGUUAGAACAGCUCUACAAUCGCUACAGAGACCCUCAAGAUGAUAACAAGAUUGGUAUAGAUGGGAUCCAACAGUUCUGUGAUGACCUGGGUCUCGAUCCAGCAAGUAUAAGUGUACUACUAAUUGCUUGGAAGUUUCGGGCUGCAACACAGUGCGAGUUCAGCAAACAAGAAUUUAUAGAGGGAAUGGCUGAGCAAGGGUGUGACAGCAUAGAGAAACUCAAAGCACAACUGCCCAGGAUGGAGCAAGAGUUAAAAGACCAUGGGAAAUUUAAAGACUUCUAUCAGUUCACGUUCAACUUUGCCAAGAAUCCAGGACAAAAGGGCUUAGACCUAGAAAUGGCAAUUGCAUACUGGAAUUUAAUAUUGGCUGGGCGUUUUAAAUUUCUAGAUCUAUGGAACAAAUUUUUAUUGGAGCAUCAUAAGCGAUCCAUUCCCAAAGACACAUGGAACCUUUUGUUAGAUUUCAGCACGAUGAUCACAGAUGAUAUGUCAAACUAUGAUGAGGAGGGUGCGUGGCCAGUUCUUAUUGAUGACUUUGUGGAGUUUGCACGGCCAUACAUUGGCACCAAGAGUACAGCUGUAUAAGUACAUUCCUUCUGAGGGACGUCUGGACCUCACAGGGGAAAAACAAAAAACACACAGCUUCUGCUGAGCACAGAGGACUGAACUGAGAUCUGUGUUGCCUUUUCCAAGCCCUCAGGACUGAGACAUUUAUACAAACCAGAGACAUUGCAAAGGCAUCUUUUUCUCUUCAGUCAUUAAAUGGUGGUUUGGGCUUUUUAUCUUUUGCGCCGAUUUAUGUUUCGACUUCAUGCAGGAACCAAAUCGAUCUCUGUUCAUAUCCAGUUGAAACAGUUCGACAUGAGCAAGCUGUCACGGAUACAAUUACAUGUACAACGACAUCUUAAUCCUUUCCCAGGGCUCAGUUAGGAAAUUCAUAAUCUUAAUUUUAAUACUUCAUGUGCAUUCUUGCUUUGAAUGUUUGUCUCUUUUCAAUUGGUUUUUAUGGAAAUUAUAAGUCAAUGAAUUUUGAUUGUACUCUCUUUUUUUUAUGAAACAUAGUAGCUGGUGUCUUGAAAGCCAGUGAAAUAUUUUUGUUUGUUUUAUUGUGAAAAUGUACUUUUUUUCUGUUGAUAUCCAGACAAUUAUUUCAUAUUGCUUGUUUGGUAUGUCAUAAUAACUAAGAAUAUUAUAUUUUACAAUCCUAGAAAUAAUAUUAAUUUGAACCACCUCAGUUUUCCUUGAUUAAUAACUCCAUUUGAUGUAUUUAUAGUGUGUUUGCAGUCCAUUCAGCACUUUGAUAUUUACAUAAUCCAUAAAAUAAAAUCAGGUUAUAAAGUAGUUGACGAGUAAAGUCAGAUGGCCUUGCAAAUAAUCAUUAGCAUGUAAAUGUCAGAAAACAUUUACCCAGUGCUCCAAAAGUCUGAGUUCACAUUGAUUAAUCUAGCUCACUAACGAAAUAAGCAAAAUGUCUGACUGCAUUCACUUUGUAAAAGGUCAAGAUUCCUUGCUUUCUUUGAAGCACACAAGAUGCCUUUUUGAGCAUUUUGUUAUACUGGUAAUAUUUGUAAUGAAAAGACUUGUAUUAAAUGAGAAAAAUGCAAAAUAGUAAUAGUUUCCCAAGUGGUCUCAGAUUUUCGGACCCCACUGUUUGUUUCCCUGAUCUCUAAAUCGGUAUUCCUUUAUAAAAAUAACUUUUUAAAGGAAUAGUUCACCCAAAAAGAAAUAUUAUCAUCAUUUGCUCACUCUCAUGUAAUUCCAGAUGUGUAUGACUUUCUUCUGUAGAACACAUGAUUAUUUUUAGAAGAAAAUUUCCGCUUUAGCUCAUUACAGUGCAUGUGAAUGGUGACUAGAACUUUGAAGCUCCAACAAGGACAUAAAGGCAGCAUACGAUAAAA
Molecule: messenger RNA, 2164 nt
Organism: Xyrauchen texanus (razorback sucker)
Lineage: Eukaryota; Metazoa; Chordata; Actinopteri; Cypriniformes; Catostomidae
Gene: dcun1d1
Product: DCN1, defective in cullin neddylation 1, domain containing 1 (S. cerevisiae)
Exons: 7
Coding region: 3-851 (282 amino acids)
Biological process (GO): positive regulation of ubiquitin-protein transferase activity; protein neddylation
Cellular component (GO): ubiquitin ligase complex
Molecular function (GO): ubiquitin conjugating enzyme binding; ubiquitin-like protein binding; cullin family protein binding
Source: RefSeq, a predicted model, not a curated record